Molecule: messenger RNA, 4398 nt
Organism: Danio rerio (zebrafish)
Lineage: Eukaryota; Metazoa; Chordata; Actinopteri; Cypriniformes; Danionidae
Source: RefSeq, a predicted model, not a curated record
AAGUGGUGAGGGGAAAAAUCACCAUCUCGCUCGUUUAUACACGAACUUCCCUGUAAAUAGCAUCGUAGUCCAUUUUUCGCGCUCGCGCUCGGGACGAGGUGAUGGAGACCGAGAGCAGCUUGUCUUUCUCUUCGCCUCCCAACAGGAUAACGCCGGACAAUUCACCGGGUUUGGAGCAUAAUUCAAGCUCUUUCUUUCAGUGCGACGACCUCCAAAAGUCUCCUCAUCUAGCUCUUGCGCAUCGGCAUGAGUUUUUUAUGGGACGCUACGCUGACGGCGGCUCCGCGGACUUUACGCACGGCGUCAGCAGCACAACUCCUCGCGCCUCGCCUGGAAAACACACUAAAUAUUUGGAGAAUAUAAACCAGGACCAAAAACCUUCUAUUACAGAGAAGAACUCGUCAUUUUAUGAGACUAAUUCCGAUGCAGGAGAUAAAACCCUCUCCAAGCCUCUUGGCUAUCCCGCUCUGGACUCAGAGUGUUGUGGAAAACUGAAAGAGGCGUCCAACGGCUUGACUGGGGACUCCAUUGCGGACUCUAUUGACCUAUCAGGCAAAAACAAGAAGAGGCGAAACCGGACGACUUUCAGCACCUUUCAACUGGAGGAGCUGGAAAAGGUCUUUCAGAAGACACAUUAUCCAGAUGUGUACGCAAGAGAACAGCUGGCACUGAGGACAGAGCUCACUGAGGCCAGAGUUCAGGUGUGGUUCCAAAACCGACGAGCCAAAUGGCGGAAAAGAGAGCGCUACGGAAAGAUGCAAGAGGUGCGAAACCACUUUGCUGCUACAUACGAUAUCUCCCUACUCCCUCGCUCCGACACAUACCAGAUGCAGAACAGUUUAUGGCCGAGCGGUGCAGGAGCCACAGGCGCCGGCGGAGCAUCCAGUGCUUGUGUGCUGGGCACAGAGAACAUGCCCUCAUCCUGUAUGUCCCCUUACCCUCAUCCUCAUGGAAACUUACCUGGACUGAUGGGCAUGUCUGCAUCUCCUGGUCAUCAUCAUCACCACCACCAUCAUCACCAUCACCCGUCGCACCACCCCAGCAUUAAUGGUAUAUACUCGCUCCAUGGCUUCCCAGGAUCCCUUGGGGCCCACACUUUCGAGGCUGGUCCCGAGUCUGAAUAUAAGCCCUCAGGCCUGGUGGCCCUGCGCAUGAAAACCAAAGACCCCGGAAGCCUGUUAUCCUGGCCAACAUGACCGGACGAAUGCCACGAUUUCACUGAGCCAACAAAAGCUUAGCAUGUGUGCACAUACCGCCAUGCUAGUGUUAAGGGCCGUUCACUGCAAGAACGAUAACAAUAAAUAUAACGAUAACCAUGUUUGUGUUUACACUAGUAACCAUAAUGAUCUGUUUAUUUGAAGUUUGAGCACUGCAGUUUCAAAGCAAUGGUGUAGCCUCGUAAAGCCUCAAAAAUCUUAUUAUUUUUUUAUCAUUUUGCUAAAUCUGGGAUAUUGUUCUUUACUUAUGAGAUUUACAUUAUGAAAGACGCUUGGCCUUACAGCAUGUAUAUUUCGCAAAGAAAACAUGUAGGCUGUAAUAAUGAUAAUAUCAAUUAUUUUGAAUACAAUUUUAAAACACUUCAAAUAUAAAAUGAUAAUAAAAGUAAGUACUACAAUAUUAAAUUGUAAUGAUUACAAAAAAUGUAUUAUAUUUAAAAAUACAUUUAUAAUUUACAAUAUUCAGACUUCUAAGUCGAUUUUGUAACAUUAGUGGUAAGUGUUUUUUUGCACUAUAAUCUGAAUAAUAAUUUAAUUAAUUUAAAAUAAUAAUUUAAUAAUAAUAAAUGUGGCACACUUGGAGUGGAUUUUUUUGGCUAUGCUAAUGUUUCAAAGUAAAUUGAAAUUUAUGUCUGUAAUUGACUGAUGCUUUACGUUUUGCAUAGAAACUAAGGAGAAAAAAAACAGACAUUGAAAAACAUGGACCUCCUGAAAACGAUUAUUAUCGAAUACGAUUUUAACCCCACGCCCUCAUUAAAUACAUACGAAUUAGCAACUUAAUUAAAAAGUUACAAAUUGCCAUGAGAAUGAAAUAUCAUGUUUUUACCCUUCCAGCGGAUGUCUUAAGAAGCUGCAUUUCUAAAUUGUCUGAACAGAAAUAAUAAUAAUAAUACCAAUAAUGAAAUAAAAACAACACAAAUAUAUUCUUUCAAAGGAAGCAAUACAAAGAUAUCAAAACUUCCACUGUAUAAAAGAAGUACUUCUAUGUUUUAUACCAGCCUGAUCUCACGAGAAAAUGUAAGUAUUUUACAUUUUGUCAGUUUAGUGGCUAUUUCAUACGAAUUCGUAUGAGUUCAGUUGUAUGAAAAUGUACGAUUUUAAAAGGAGGCAUGGAACCCAACCUGCCCCUAAACCCAACCUUCAUUGGGUGAUGAGCAAUUGUACCAUAUUGUAUGAAUGAAAUUGUACGAUUUGAUAGGAAUUAGCCACUAAAUAAAAAAGUCUCAAAUUGCCGUGCGAUUAUUUAUACUACAAUUUGUACAUGUUCUUCUGAAGGUAACCAAUUGUUAUUUAUAUUCAUUUUCUUAAAUGGUUAAUUAACCCCAAAAUGAAUCCCCCUGAGACCUUUGUUCAUCUUUAGAAGACAAAAUAAGUUUUUUUGAUGAAAUCCGAGAGCUCUCUCAUCCUCCAUAUACAACAACAGUCCUGAGACAUACAAAGUCCAGAAAAGGAUCCAAAAACACAUCAAAACAUUCCAUUUGACUCCAGUGGUUCAACUGUGAUCAUAUGAAGCGCCAAGAACCCUUUUGUGUGGCAAAAUAAGCUGUAAAAACAACUUUGCUUGCCAAUGUCCUCCAUAUCAGAUCAGGCUGCAUCUACUACAGGCAAUAUAAUGCUUGUGUGUUGUGCUGCUGAUUCUAAUGGGAAUACGUCACUUCCUGUAAAUGUUCACACUGACAAGCAAUAUUUUGACAAAGUUUUUGGUUCCUUUUCUAGACAUUGAAUGAGUCAGAAAUGUUACAGUCUUUGGAAGAUGAUGCAGCUCUCAGAUUUAUUCUAAAAUAUCUUAAUUCCUGUUCCGAACACUCAACACUCAACCGAACACUUAUUAAAACUGAGCUGAUACAACAAAAUUCUUGAUGUUUUUUUUGGGAGGGACAACUUAAUUGUUUUAUAUUCAAUCCACUUAGUCUCUAAUAGAAAACUAAAUCAGUUUUGUUGGGUCAACAUGAAUGAAUUGUGUGGAAAGCUGCAUUUUUUACAGUGAAGAUAAACAAGGGGAUUGGAAUGACAAGAGGGUAAAUAUAAUAACAGAAUUUAACAUUUUUGAGUGAACUAACCCUUUAAACAUCAAGCAGUAAUCUUCUCCUCAGCUCUGCUGAUUUAAAUGUUUGAGCUCUCUUUAUUUCUUUUUUCUACAUGGUUAUCGUUAUAGUGAACUCUGAACCCAAUCUUGAUUGUUAUUAUUAUAGUUAUUGUUCUUGGCGUGAACGGUCCUUUAUUCACAACUGAAAGACACUUUUUAAAAAUUCAAUGUAACAUUAAUUUUUUACAGGCUUCACAUGUUUAAGAUACAGCGUGCCUCGUGCCUGGAUUUUUUUGUGUUGAUCUGUUUGGAAGCAUCUCAGUUAAGUUUGUUGAAUCUCUUUGAGCCAUAUCCCCUUGUUAAAUUGUGUUCUAUGGAAACAUGUUUCAGGGCCCAAACAUCCACUCAUCUGAUUGACAAAACUCUUUCAAUGGACCACUGUUUAGUCAUAUCACACAUUAAAGCAAAUAUUUUGCUAAAUAUUGGUGUUCGCUUGUCAUCGUGUUCUAGUCAUCCUAGACACCAAUGGUUUUGCCUUUUAUAAAAGAUGAAUCACUGUCUGACCAUCUGAGAUUAGACAGGUAUAUCACUGUGAUCACAGCAAACUUUAAUCACAUAUAAGUAAUAUCUGUUGUUUGCUUUGGCAUCUGAUAGAAUGUUUGGACCCAAAAACGAUGACGUGACCUCAGACUGAAGCGGAUGGGCUUUGCACACAACUUGCGUUAAUGCCAAUUUUAUUUUUACAAAAAAAAUGUAAAUGUUAAUUACCAAAGAGGAUGUGCAACUUGUUUAUUUAAGGAUUUUAAUGUAAUCUCAUAGUUUCAAUGUAUGCUGUGUUUUAGCCCCAUUUUGUGUGUAUAUUUAGCCCAGUCAAUAAAUGAUUUUACAUUCCCCAACUCUGUGCACUCAGGUGACUAAAGACAUCAAAUUCCUUUGUGCUUCUGGUAAACAACGGCACGGAAGUAAGAAUCUUAGUAAAUAGUAUUCAUAAGUUGUUCUAAUUAGAGAUAUGUUGGUAUCGUACAGUAUACAUUAUAAGCACUUCUGGUAAAAAUUUUGGAAGUUUAAAAUGUUUUCAUGUUUCUAAAAGAAGUAAUUUCUGCUGCAUUUGAUUGUUGAUACAAAACAUUUCAUUACAUUUUCAUUUUCAUUAAA